Messenger RNA from Branchiostoma belcheri (Belcher's lancelet), 1212 nucleotides. Its product is annotated as tRNA-splicing endonuclease subunit Sen34-like. The coding region runs from base 115 to 1029 and encodes 304 amino acids. Gene Ontology annotation, molecular function: nucleic acid binding; tRNA-intron lyase activity. The transcript is spliced from 3 exons. Gene Ontology annotation, cellular component: tRNA-intron endonuclease complex. Gene Ontology annotation, biological process: tRNA splicing, via endonucleolytic cleavage and ligation; tRNA-type intron splice site recognition and cleavage. Lineage: Eukaryota; Metazoa; Chordata; Leptocardii; Amphioxiformes; Branchiostomatidae. The record is from RefSeq and is a predicted model, not a curated record.
CCUUUUGGCACAUGCAAUCACAACUUCUGACCACAGAAAUUCUGUGAAAUUCGAGAUUUUAAUCCAUGUAUUCUGACGUUUGUAGGAUUUUCUAUUGACUCAGUCCGAGUCAGGAUGAUAGACCUGUAUCUGUGUCACGGCCACGUGUACGUCUGGAACGCUUCAGCCGCCUGUGAGCUGCGGGAACAGCACAGAAUCGUCGGGACGUUUGUGGGGGCUCUCCCCCGCCUGCCCCGGCAGAACGUCAGGCUGGGACGGCCUCUUCAACUCAUGCCAGAGGAGACCACGUUACUGCUGAAUAAAGGCAUAGCCAGGUUACUGGAUGGAAGCAUCCCUCCGAAGACAGGUGAAGAAGAUUUACAAGCUAUAACAGAACAUAGGAAGCAAAGCUUCAGGGAACAGUCCGAGAUGUGUAAGAAUGACAGGAAGAGGAAACUGCACGAAAUGGCCAGUGUCAUCGCCAAAGGACGGGCGGCUAAAAGAAAAAAGCUUGCACAGAAGGCGAAACCAGCUGAGGAAGGUUCUAGUUCAGUGUCCAACAAUGAUGUCACCAGUUCAAGUUGGGAUCAGCCAGAAGAGGAGAAAGAGCCAAGCUUGUCUGUUGAAGAGAUGAAAGAAUUGGAGGCCAGGCUGGACAAGACUACAGGCUACAAUGAACAGGCCUUUCUGGUGCAGAUUCUGACAGAACAAGUUACAGAAGAACCCCAGGAAGCCGUCCCCUGGAACUACCCCACCACAGACAGAGAGGCUCUCAGAUGUCAGGUUUUCCAAGACCUGUGGGAGAAGGGUUACUUCCUCACCAGUGGCGGCAAGUUUGGCGGAGACUUUCUGGUGUACCCCGGGGAUCCCUUCCGGUACCACUCCUUCUACAUCGCGGUUUGUCAGCAUAGAACUGAGAACAUGGAGGCCCUGGAUAUAGUGAGACUGGGGAGGCUAGGGUCCAACGUGAAGAAAACUGUUUUGUUAUGCUCGGAGUGCGAGAGUGGCGAAAUAACAUACACAUCUCUACAAUGGACAGGGAUGAACUGAACAAAAUAUGUUUAGCACAUAUAUUUACUGUGAUGUACAGGAAAAAUAACAGUAUCUUUGAUGACUAUUAUAGCCAUUUUGUAUGACACUGCCUUAAAACGUGACAAUGUCUUGCUGGUUUAGAAAAAGAUGAUCAAAUUCCUGCUUGAGAUUGUACUGCAGAUGAAAAGACGAUAAAAGACA